UCCAGCCUUCUUGUUCACUAGCUAGCUUGCUUGCUUCCUCGUUAUUUCUCUGAUGAAAACUGACCUCAUAGUGCUUGAGUUUCUAUAGUUUCUGCAGCUAUGAACACUUGCUCACUUCCAAUCCACAGAUCUUUCCUUCUCAUCAUGGUCUUUUUGAUGCUGCUCUCCAUUGCUCGGAGUCUUAGGAUGAUUCCAAGUCAAAAUGAGCUGGUCAGCUUGCAAGAACAGAAACCUGCAAAUGCAGAUAAGAAGGAAGAGUUGGGAAUGGAGCUUUAUCCGACAGGAUCGACCUUACCAGAUUGCUCGCAUGCAUGUGGGCCAUGUUUUCCUUGCAAGAGGGUCAUGGUGAGCUUCAAGUGCUCCUCCGCAGAGUCUUGCCCUAUAGUUUACAGGUGUGUCUGCAGAGGCAAAUACUACCAUGUACCCUCCAAUUGAUCUUUCAAGCCCUUUUUUUUUUUUUUGGGUUCUGGGUUUCUUUAUUCCUGCCAAGCCCAGGAUUCUUUUUUUUUUUGUUUGUUAUUAACUCUGAGAUUUUAGCAUUUUGAUACCAUUUGGAUUUCUGUUAUGAUCUUGAAGAAGAGUGGGUAGUUAUUAGGAGAUUAUCUUUAAGAGUUCGUAUAGCAUAGUGGGUUCUUUACCUCUUCCAUAUUAUAAUUGGAUUUUGACAGUCCCAUUUUGGACUA
This is a messenger RNA of Prosopis cineraria, 683 nucleotides long. Its product is annotated as protein EPIDERMAL PATTERNING FACTOR 2-like. The record is from RefSeq and is a predicted model, not a curated record. NCBI's taxonomy places the organism in Eukaryota, Viridiplantae, Streptophyta, Magnoliopsida, Fabales, Fabaceae. The transcript has 3 exons. Gene Ontology annotation, biological process: stomatal complex development; guard cell differentiation. The coding region runs from base 100 to 435 and encodes 111 amino acids.